AUGAUGGCCGAGGACAAGAAGCCGCAGGAAGAGCUGGAGUUCAUCAGCGCUCUCCUCACGUCCAUGCGGAAGGUGGUGACGGGCGCCAAGCACCCGGUGGCGGCAUUCUUCCACCUGUUCUUCAAGGGUCUGGCGCUGCUCCUGUAUAUGUUCGGCAGCAUCUUCAUCAGCAACUUUGUGUUCAUCUUCGUGGUGUGCAUUCUCCUGUUGGCCUUCGACUUCUGGACGGUCAAGAAUGUGACGGGGCGACUGCUCGUGGGCCUGCGCUGGUGGAACAAGAUCAACGAGGACGGAACGAGCGAGUGGGUCUUCGAGUCGCACGAGGACAUGACGGAGAUCGACCCGCUGGACUCGCGCGUCUUCUGGACGGGGCUGUACGGCGCGCCGGCAGUCUGGGUCAUGCUGCUUAUCAUCGCCGUCCUCAAGUUCAACGUCGAGUGGGCGCUGAUCGUGGUGGUCGCGGUGGCGCUGAGCGGCGCCAACAUCAUCGGCUACACGAGGUGCAAGAAGGACGCCAAGCAAAAGAUGCAGUCGCUGAUGUCCCAGGGAGCCCUGGGCGCCUUCAGCUCGUCAGCUGGCUCGUCGAUCAUGUCGACGAUUGGCGGUUUGGCCCUUGGUGGAGGUCUCGGCGGCGCUCUUGGUGGUGGAGCGACACAGAAGCCCACCAAAACCGAAGUUGUCGUCUAA
This is a messenger RNA of Phytophthora sojae, 687 nucleotides long. RefSeq lists its product as hypothetical. Lineage: Eukaryota; Oomycota; Peronosporomycetes; Peronosporales; Peronosporaceae. The transcript has 5 exons. Gene Ontology annotation, cellular component: Golgi membrane. Gene Ontology annotation, biological process: protein secretion; vesicle-mediated transport. The record is from RefSeq and is a predicted model, not a curated record. The coding region runs from base 1 to 687 and encodes 228 amino acids.